AUGGCAGAUCGGGGUCGUGGUGCAGCACGCGGCGGGCGAGGAGGCCCCAUAAAGCGUACAAUGGGUGGCCCAUCAUCGGCCGUGGCACAGGCAGCAGACAAGCCCCGUCGAGAGGCCAUCCUCGAUCUCUCAAAGUAUGUCGAUGAGCGCAUCAGAGUAAAGUUCACUGGCGGUCGGGAGGUAACCGGUGUGCUUAAAGGUUAUGAUCAGCUCCUCAACCUGGUACUUGACGAUGUUACAGAAGAGAUGCAGCUCCCAGAGCCACAUACUCGCACACUAGGCCUGACGGUUCUUCGUGGCCCAACAAUAACAGUCCUCAAUCCUGUCGAUGGGUCGGAGGAAAUCGCGAACCCCUUCUUGGCCGCAGAACAAUGA
Molecule: messenger RNA, 375 nt
Organism: Psilocybe cubensis
Lineage: Eukaryota; Fungi; Basidiomycota; Agaricomycetes; Agaricales; Agrocybaceae
Exons: 4
Coding region: 1-375 (124 amino acids)
Biological process (GO): mRNA splicing, via spliceosome; nuclear-transcribed mRNA catabolic process
Cellular component (GO): U6 snRNP; spliceosomal tri-snRNP complex; Lsm1-7-Pat1 complex
Molecular function (GO): RNA binding
Source: RefSeq, a predicted model, not a curated record